Messenger RNA from Hylaeus volcanicus, 5784 nucleotides. RefSeq names its product DNA-directed RNA polymerase I subunit RPA1 (gene RpI1). Gene Ontology annotation, biological process: DNA-templated transcription. The transcript is spliced from 6 exons. The record is from RefSeq and is a predicted model, not a curated record. Bases 330 to 5450 code for a protein of 1706 amino acids. Gene Ontology annotation, molecular function: DNA-directed RNA polymerase activity; DNA binding. Gene Ontology annotation, cellular component: RNA polymerase I complex. Lineage: Eukaryota; Metazoa; Arthropoda; Insecta; Hymenoptera; Colletidae.
CUAAUGGCGCCAGUAGUACUAAAACUAAAUUAGUAUAAUUCACUCGUGAACAAUCGACGUUACUAUCGAUUUUCGAUUAGUCGAGAAUCGACCAAUUUUCCGCGUCAGUAUUUAUAUUGUCAAUAUCAUUCAAAAUUGGUGAAAUACCAUGUGGUGGAAACUUCAUAACCUAAAUUGUCUGUAACUUGUUCACCGGGGGAACAUUGUUUUGAAAAUGCAAGACGUCAUUAAUGUGACUUAUAUAGAUUAAGUACCUUAUACAAAUAACAUUUUAUUUUGUUUAGCAAAAGUAUAUUACAGAUAUCUAAAAAAGUGAAACGUUCAUAAAAAUGGCACAGAAUAAAUAUCGUGCACCACGUUUAACUCCAAAGCAUUUAGAUCCAAAAUGUUUAAUGUUUUCUAUGUUCACUGCAAAUGAUAUAAGGAAUUUAAGUGUUACUAAAAUAAGGACACCUUUAUCAUUUAAUAUAUUAGGACAUCCACUGAAAGGAGGAUUAUAUGAUCCAGCACUAGGUCCCCUUAUAGAAAGUUCAGAUCCAUGUGGAACAUGUGGAUGCAAUGUAUACAAAUGUCCAGGUCACUUUGGACAUAUAGAAUUACCUAUGCCAGUUGUGAAUCCUUUGUUUCAUAAAGGAUUGUACACAUUGCUUAAACUAACAUGCUUAAGCUGUUAUCUUAUGCACAUUCCAGCUUACGUAAAGCUAUUGUUAGGUGCAAAACUGAGAUUACUUCAGCAAGGAUUUCUUAGUGAUGUAGAUGGUUUGGAGCAAGAAGUAAUGGUUGUUGUUUCCAAUUCGAGCAGUCCUUAUGAAGUUGAUCUGCAAUCUGUUCAAAAUAUUAUUGAUAAUUAUACAGAGAAUCUUAUUAAUCAAUUAAGAUUCAAUCAGUCAAUUAUACCAUACAAUGAAAUUCAAUUAAAUACAAAAAAUAUCAAUAUGCAGUGGCACACAUACGUAGAAAAGAUUCUCAAGCAAUAUGUACCACCAAAAAUUUGUGUAAAUUGUCAUCAACCUAUACCAAAAAUCACAACAUUAAAGAAUAAAAUUAUGACAACUAAAGUGCCUAAUACAGUCCCUGAAAAGGUACAUUCACGUGGAGUUGUUCAUAAAUUAGAAACAGUUAUGAUAAUGCCAGAUCAGUCUAAGGAUUUUCUCAGAAAACUCUGGGAAAAUGAGAAAGAUUUUCUCAAAGUAAUUAUUCCUUGUUUUGGAACAGUAGACAUUGAAUUUCCAACCGACAUAUUUUUCUUUGAAGUAAUACCAGUUCUACCACCAAUAGUUAGGCCAGUUAAUUUUGUUAAUGGCCAAAUGAUCGAGCACCCGCAAUCGCAAGUGUACAAAAGUAUUAUUCAAGACUGUCUUGUUCUUAGAAAUAUUAUUCAGACAAUUCAAGAUGGAGAUACAAAUCAAUUACCAGAAGAGGGUAAGCUUGUUUUUGAGCAAAUAAAAGGUAAUACAGCAAUUGAAAAGUUGCACAAUGCUUGGCAAAGUUUACAAGUAAAUGUAGAUCACUUAAUGGAUCGCGAUUUGAAUAAAACAGCGGACUCUGCAAAUUGCCAAGGAUUAAAACAAGUUAUAGAAAAAAAGGAAGGAGUGAUUAGAAUGCAUAUGAUGGGUAAAAGAGUCAAUUUUGCAGCUCGUUCGGUUAUUACACCUGACCCUAACUUGAACAUAGAUGAAAUUGGCAUUCCUGAAACCUUUGCUCUAAAAUUAACAUAUCCAGUACCUGUUACACCUUGGAAUGUUGUACACUUAAGACAGUUAGUUUUGAAUGGUCCUGAUGUCCACCCUGGCGCGGUAAUGGUUGAGAAUGAAGAUGGAAGCAUACAACGUAUUUCUACUAGCGAUACUGUACAAAGGGAAGCUAUUGCAAAACGUCUUUUAACGACAAGUGAUAAAGCAAACAAGUUUUUUAAGGGUAUUAAAAUUAUACACAGGCAUUUACAAAAUGGGGAUGUUUUAUUACUGAAUCGUCAACCGACAUUACACAAGCCUAGUAUAAUGGCCCAUAAAGCACGUAUUUUAAAAGGAGAAAAAACACUACGUCUUCAUUAUGCUAACUGCAAAGCUUACAAUGCAGAUUUUGAUGGUGAUGAAAUGAAUGCACAUUUUCCUCAAAAUGAACUAGCUAGAAGUGAAGGAUACAAUAUAGCAAAUGUAUCCAAUCAGUAUCUUGUGCCUAAAGAUGGUACACCAUUAAGUGGUCUUAUUCAAGAUCAUGUGAUUUCUGGUGUUCGUUUAACAGUAAGGGGAAUGUUUUUUUCUCGCGAAGAUUAUAUGCAAUUAGUCUAUGCUGCUUUAUCUACGAUGCAGGAAAAUAUAAUACUCCUUCCUCCUUCCAUUAUAAAACCGAUACCUUUGUGGUCUGGCAAACAGAUCAUAUCCACUAUUAUCAUUAAUAUUAUUCCAUUAAAUAGAGCUCGUAUAAAUUUAACAUCAAAGGCAAAGAUCAGUGUAAAAGAAUGGCAAGUUAAGAAAGCGCGGCGUUGGAAAUGCGGUACUGAAUUCUCAGAUCCUGCAAUGAUGUCAGAAGCUGAAGUUAUUAUACGAAAUGGAGAAUUACUGUGUGGUGUACUUGAUAAAACACAUUAUGGUGCGACUCCGUUUGGUCUUAUACAUUGUGUCUUUGAACUGUAUGGUGGAUCAUCCUCUACAAAAUUAUUAAGUGCCUUUGGUAAACUGUUUCAAUCUGGGUUGCAAAGAAACGGAUUUACACUUGGCAUUGAAGAUAUCUUAUUGUUAAGAGAAGCAGACACUAAACGUAAAGAAAUUAUUUCCAACUGUAGAAAGAUUGGAGGAGAUAUUCACAGAUCGAUACUAGAAUUACCCGAUGAUACACCAAUGGAAGUAGUUACAGCUAAAAUGGAAGAAUCUUUUUGGCAUAAUCCUAAGUUUCGUGCACAAGUCGAUCGAAAGUAUAAAAGUGCAUUAGAUGUUUACACUAAUGAUAUAAAUAAAACAUGUUUACCAGCUGGCCUUUUAAAAAAAUUUCCAGGUAAUAAUUUACAAUUAAUGGUUCAAUCGGGUGCAAAGGGUUCUACUGUAAAUACUAUGCAAAUAUCAUGUUUGCUUGGUCAAAUUGAGUUGGAAGGAAAAAGGCCUCCUUUAAUGAUCAGUGGAAAAAGUCUUCCAAGUUUUCCUGCAUAUGAUCCAACACCAAGAUCUGGUGGUUUUAUUGAUGGUCGAUUCAUGACUGGUAUUAAACCUCAAGAAUUUUUCUUUCAUUGUAUGGCUGGUCGUGAAGGUCUUAUUGAUACUGCUGUAAAAACCAGUAGAUCAGGAUAUUUACAACGUUGUCUUAUUAAGCACCUUGAAGGGUUAGCUAUUAAUUAUGAUUCGACGGUACGCGACUCAGACGGUAGUUUAGUACAAAUUUAUUAUGGAGAAGAUGGACUUGAUAUACCAGGCUCAAAAUUUCUAACAAAAGAACAGAUAAGUUUCUUAAUAGAUAAUAAAAAUGCUAUUGUUAACGAAGAGAUGGUUAAAAAUCUGAAGCAGGAUUCAAAUACAGCAAACAUCUUGAAAUUAUCGAAAAAAAUAAAGAAAUGGAUAAGCAAAAAUGGACACGCAUUACAGAAAAGUAGAGUUAGUCCAUUUACGAGAUUUUCUACGGAGAAUAAGAACAUUAAGAGUUCAAAAUUUAAGAUAAUUGAUGAAAAUAGUGGACGAAGUAAAGCUGCACUUUCACUUAUGAGAAAAUGGAUAAGAACUACUGAAGAAGAUAGAAAACUUAUUUAUGCUCAAUGUACCAAGUGUCCUGAACCAGUAAUAGCAAAAUACAGACAAGACAUAGAUUUUGGUGUACUCUCAGAACGAUUAGAGAAUUUAAUAGAUGAGUACACAGCUAAUAAAUCUAAAAAUUCUUCGAUAAGAAAGAGUGAUUUAAGAGAUCUUGUGUCCAUGAAAAUAAUGAAAACUGUUUGUCCACCUGGUGAACCUGUAGGUUUAUUAGCAGCACAAUCAAUAGGAGAACCUUCGACUCAGAUGACUUUAAAUACUUUUCAUUUUGCUGGUCGUGGAGAGAUGAAUGUUACAUUGGGUAUACCUAGGUUACGCGAAAUACUUAUGAUGGCAUCCAAAAACAUUAAAACACCUAGCAUGGAAAUACCAUUUAGAAAAGAUAUAAAAAAUGUAACAAAACGUUCAAACAAGCUGAGACUAAAGCUAACCAAAUGUACUUUAUCAAACGUUUUAAAUGAUAUUACAAUAAAUCGGAAUUUGGAACAAGAGCCAAAUAGACGAUUGCUAUAUACUAUGACUGUCAAGUAUCUUCCCCACAAAUCCUACAAAGGAGAAUUUUGUGUACAACCACAUGAAAUACUAAAAACGACAGAAGAAGUAUUUUUCAAGGAAAUGUUUAAAGAAAUUAAGAAAGUUGCAAAAGUAACUGGUGCCUUAUUACAUGUUGAAGAAGAAAGGAAAUCUAUGUAUGAAGAUGAUGCUUUAUUAGAUCAAGUUGAGCCAGAUGAAGGGACAGAAUCUGCAGUGAAAGCACGAACAAACUUAGGAGAAUUGCAUGAAUCUUCAGAUGAAGAUGAAAUAGCAGAGGAUGCAGAUGCAACGUUGUCGCGAUCAAUUUCUCGUCAUAAAGAAAAUCAAGAGUACGAAGAUCCAGAAGAAGAGGAAAUAGAUGAUACAAUCGACAAAGAUGAUAAUCUUAUGGAAAAUGACAAUGAACAGUCCAAGAAUAAAGAACAAGAGGAAGAAGAUGAUGAAAUAGAUAAUAAAAAAGUAGGGUAUGGUGCAAAUGAAACAUUUAAUAUGAAAAGAAAAUUAGAUGUUACAAAUAUGUAUGUUCAUGGAGUGGCAUAUGACUUUGAUGAAGAUAAAUAUUCAUGGUCCAAAUUAACAUUUUGGUUACCGCUUAAAAUGAUAAAAUUAGAUUUAUCAACGAUAAUUAGAAAUGUGGCAAAUAGAGUUGUUUUAACAGAGGUGCCAUGCAUAAAACGUGCUUUUACAUUUCAAAAUAAUAGUGGAGAUACUAUUCUCAAAACUGAUGGCAUAAACAUAAUAGAAAUGUUUAAACACGACAAAUUAUUGGAUUUAAAUAAAUUGUAUUCCAAUGACAUUUAUGGUAUUUCCCAAACGUAUGGUAUCGAAGCUGCUAAUAGAGUAAUUGUAAGAGAAGUCAGAGAUGUGUUCAAAAUGUAUGGUAUCACAGUUGAUUCCCGCCAUUUAUUAUUAAUUGCGGAUUACAUGACUUUCGAUGGCAGAUUUCAACCUCUUAGUCGCAAAGGAAUGGAAGACUCGGCUUCUCCUUUGCAGCAAAUGAGCUUUGAAAGUUCCUUGAAUUUCUUAAAAAAUGCUACAUUGCAAGGAAAACGGGAUAACUUAGUAUCUCCCUCUAGCCGAUUAAUGCUAGGUCAACCAUGUAAGUCCGGUACUGGAGCAUGUUCACUAUUAGUGAAAAUACAAAAACAACCAGAGUCCACUUUGUCAGUAGGUGCAUAACUAUAGAAAUAGGAAAUAUAUUAAAUGAUAUUGUUUUAUAGUGGAAACAAUGAAUUAAUUGUACACAAUCAUGUAAAUAAAUUCAAUUUUUAAUAAUAAACUUUUAUAUCCUAUCUUUUUUACACUACUAGAACAUAAUAAAAUGGAAAUAAUUAUAUCGUGCAUAAACGUUUAUAAGCUGAUUAUAUUUUAUUUUGCAACAAAAUAUGUAUAAUAAAACUGACAAUGUAUUAUCAAAAAAUUCUCUGUUUUCUUCAAUUUUUCGUACAAGUAAAACACAACAUUGCCUUUAGCAAUCAUCUGAUUUUUAAAGUCUCUAUCAAGUAGUGCCAAU